AUGUUUCUCUCUCUAUAUAUAAAUGCUCACACGGGACAGUGAAAGAUCCGUCGCCCUCUCUCUCUUCGUAUUUGUGCUUCUUUCGUGCUUGUAGCAGGUUACCGCUGUGAUGGAGCGCUGGCGUGGCAGAGUGGCUCUGGUGACCGGAGCCUCGGUCGGGAUUGGGGCGGCUAUAGCUGUAGAGUUGGUCCGGCUCGGUAUGAAAGUAGUGGGCUGCGCCAGGGACGUCGCAAAAAUCCAGAAACUGGCAGCAGAGUGUCAGAGUGCCGGCCAUCCUGGUGUUUUGGUGCCUUUCAAGUGUGACUUGACCAAAGAGGAGGAGAUUCUGGCCAUGUUUGCAGCGAUCAAAGAGCAGCACAAAGGCGUGGACGUCUGCAUCAACAACGCUGGCUUGGCUCAUCCAGAAUUGCUGCUAAACGGCAAAACCAGUGGCUGGAAGAACAUGAUGGAUGUAAAUGUUCUUGCUCUCAGUAUCUGCACACGCGAAGCGUAUCAGUCGAUGAAAGAGAGAAAUGUGGAUGAUGGACACAUUGUAAACAUAAACGGCAUGUGCGGACAUCGUGUAAUUACCAAUCCUGAUCUACAUUUCUACACCGCCACAAAGUAUGCUGUAACCGCCCUGACAGAGGGCCUGCGGCAGGCGCUGCGUGCAGAAAACAGUCAUAUCCGAGCCACAUGUAUUUCUCCCGGUUUGGUGGAGACAGAAUUUUUGUCACGGUUCUACAAAAACAAUCCUAAUAAAGCAGCUGGUGCAUACUCUGCAUACAAGUCUCUGGAAGUAACAGAUGUUGCCAAUGCUGUUACGUACGUGCUCAGUGCCCCUCCUCAUGUUCAGAUCGGAGAUGUUCGGAUGCAAGGUACGGAGCAGGUUUAGAGUUGAACCACAUGACCUCCCUGAAAUUAUGCACUUCUUCACUACAUUUAUGGGAAUGAUGAUUUAUGAUCUGUUCACAAAACAGUUUUGUUUUUGAUGUUUGUACUGAAAUUUUCUACUAAUAU
Molecule: messenger RNA, 999 nt
Organism: Pundamilia nyererei
Lineage: Eukaryota; Metazoa; Chordata; Actinopteri; Cichliformes; Cichlidae
Product: dehydrogenase/reductase SDR family member 11-like
Exons: 7
Coding region: 110-874 (254 amino acids)
Source: RefSeq, a predicted model, not a curated record